AUACAUGUCCAUAUGUCAAUAUCAUCUCGGCCCACGUAUAUAUAUAUAUAUAUAAAACUCGUUCCAAUCUUAACAUUAUUAAUUAGAGAGAAAAUAAAAGGUGAAAGUAAAAAAUUGUGGGAGCUGGUCAAAAUCCCUAAGAUUUGUAAUUCCCUUAUCCCCUUCCUGCGGUAAAGUCACUGAUAAAGAGACCACCUUUGUUUGGGGACGUUGACGUUUGAGCUGUCCUUCGCGUAAAAAGCCUCGCGGCCGAAGAUUUAAUCCGUUGCGAGUUCCUGAUUGUAUUCACUGUCGGAAUUCCCGUCGCUAUCCUUGUUCAUUGGAACAACACUGUCCUUGUUAAUUGGGUGUUGGUGCAAAGCUACGUAAGAAUAAUGGCGGGUAUCGCAAUAGUGUUGGAUCUGUUGAAGAAAAACCCCAGCGCUCAUUCGCCCCAGUUCUCUGCAUCCGCCGCCGUAUCAGCCGCUGCCGCCUCCGUCGCCGCUGCGAGCACCCCUUUUGCCUCUCGGUUCUUGUUCGGUUUUCCUGAAUUUCCAGUUGCAUACUGUGAUGCUGGUGCUGCAAUUUCACCAGACUAUAUAUCCGCCAUCCGAAGUGCCUCUAGCAGUGUCUUUCAGCACGAUUCUCUGAAGUACACGACCAAGGAAUACUACUUCGAUGUAAAGCCGCUGUUUUCAGCAUUUGAAGUGAAGCAACUGGCCAUGACUUCAUUGAGGUCGUUCUUGAUGUAUUAUUUGCCUCUUCUGGAGCCAAGCAUACAUACGGAAGAGGACGAUGAUGACUUCCUGCAGGAUGCUCGAGAUGAGAGACCUGUCGAUUUGGUUGUCCCUUUCAAAAAAUCAGUGAAGCAAAUUGCUCGCGAGACAACUGUGGUGACUACAAGGAGGAUCUUAGAACGUCUUGCUGUCCAUUAUGUUUCUCAACGGAUGGCAUGGAAACUUCUUAAAGAUAUCCCGAAAUCAGCCAUGCGCAAGGCUGAAAGAGGAUUACCUACCACGCUUUACAUCUUCAGAGUCAGUAGAACGACUUUUAGAGGGCACUUCUUAGGAGUUGCUGCAUCAUGGGUUGUGCAAGUUGGUAUUGAAACAUACCGAUUCUUCAAUCGGCUGGCAAAGUCUGAAGAAGAGAUCGCACGGGUUGAAAAAUCAGAACAAGUUAAAAUCCUUGGCAAGAAAGUUACUGGUGUUACUCUCAGGUGUGGUGCUUCGCUAGUUUUUGCUGCCAUAGGAGCUGGGAUCACUGCUGCCCUUGUCCGCCCCACAACUGGUCAAUGGAUCGGCUGUGCUAUCGGAGAUCUGGCUGGGCCGAUAAUCAUUACUGUCUUCCUGGAGAAAGCUCUCCAUGUCGAGCUUUAGACUAUAAUAUGAAAUCAUGGACCAUAUCUCUCACAACCUGAUUGGAAAACCUUAGAUUAUCUUCCAACAAUUUUGAAUACAUCUGGAGAACUGUCACCCCUUUUAUAAUUGUUAGGCACAACUGCACAAGCAGCUUCUUCAACCUGUUUGUUAGCUAGAAUGUCAGCUUUGGAGACAUUUUUCGAUCGAUUUUUGCCUUUGCUCUUCUUGAACUAUUACGUGUUAUACGGUUUGUGCCUGUAUCAAGUUGCUUUCAUCAACAGGCAAAGAUGCAAUUUCUUCAGCCUGGUUGCCCUCAGUGCACGUUUCGGCAGAUGCGGCUUUCUUUACAUUGUUCUAGUGGUCGUUCGGAUAGCUUGAGAAUAUGAAAUGUCAGGCUUUCCAUCAUAAUCAUCACUACUUCGCAAACUAGAGCAAAGCCUUGUGUCAUUUAGGUUGUCAUUAAGAAGUACAAUUAGAAUGAGCAUGUCGCUUGAUUCAUCAAAGUUCUAACCAAUGCUUUAUGACGGUGGUAUAAUCAUGGUUCAAAAAAGCAUACUUUCACGCCUAUCAACGAUAUAUAUGUUAGGUGAUAACAAAAUAUCUCGCAUAGAUAUAUACAUUUUAAAUAUAUGUAUUUGACGUUC
Molecule: messenger RNA, 1981 nt
Organism: Linum trigynum
Lineage: Eukaryota; Viridiplantae; Streptophyta; Magnoliopsida; Malpighiales; Linaceae
Source: the annotation of a GenBank genome assembly